This is a messenger RNA of Beta vulgaris subsp. vulgaris (sugar beet), 2082 nucleotides long. RefSeq names its product RNA polymerase sigma factor sigF, chloroplastic. Gene Ontology annotation, biological process: DNA-templated transcription initiation; regulation of DNA-templated transcription. Gene Ontology annotation, molecular function: DNA-binding transcription factor activity. The coding region runs from base 199 to 1863 and encodes 554 amino acids. The record is from RefSeq and is a predicted model, not a curated record. Lineage: Eukaryota; Viridiplantae; Streptophyta; Magnoliopsida; Caryophyllales; Amaranthaceae. The transcript has 9 exons.
AUAUCUAACCUCAUCCAUUUCCACAAAUGGGAUUUGGAGGCUGAGGCUGAAAGUAGUGACUGUGAGGGAGUAAUGAACAAACAGACGAAGGUGAAGGCGAGCCAAGGCCUCCUCUUCUCUUCUCAUCAUCUUCUCUUAGCUCUCUAUCUUUAACAACACUUUACUUCCUUUUCUCUCUCUGCUUAAAUAUUCAUAUUAAUGGAAGCUGCCAUUAAUUUGCUCUCUUCAUCUUCUUCAUUUCCUCCUAAGACACACUUCAGAAACAAUGCCUCUUCUUCUCCCUCUCCUUCAGUAUCCAUGUUAAAUGAACAAGCAUCUUUCUUCCCUCCCAUGCCCACGACUUCCUUGUUGAGACAGUUUCCUGCCUCUGUUCUUUCACAUGAGCAACGUGAGGAGUGCAAGCCAUCCACGUCGGCCUUUAGAGAAGAUAAAACAUGUCAGUUACUGUCCACCUUGGAGAGAAAGAAGAUUGAGCAUGAUGCAUCAUUCGAACAGCACACAGGAAUUGCUCUUCAAAACGAGAGGGAUCUUGAACAUCAGCUUUCCCAUUGGUCUGGUGUAUCACUCUUGUUGCCGUGCCUUGGACUUGAGGAACCAACCUCAGUUGCUGUGGCCAAGCCUAUUAUGGAUUCGAAAUCAUGUGACGUGAUUUCCCUUGCUGAGGAAGCUCUUUCAGCCUCAAAAGUAGCACUGUCAUUGUCUGAUGCAGUUGAUGCUGAUAUAGAUGAACCCCUUUCCUCUAGGUUGAGCGAUGCUCCAAGAGUGACGCCAAAAACUGUGAGGUCUUCUCGGCUUUUAGAAAGGAGAAAUAAGACACGAAGGUCACCGAAGCCUAGAGUAAAUCACGAGCUGGGUAGCUCUGGAAAAAAAGCUGAAUCAAGAAGGUUAAGUGAAGGAUACGAUUUAAAUGAUCCUCUUCGACUAUUUUUAUGGGGUCCAGAGACGAAGCAAUUGCUAACCAUACAAGAAGAAAAAGAAUUAAUUAAAGAGAUACAGGACUUGAAUAAACUAGUUGCUGUAAAGACAAAGCUAGAGUCUCAAUUUGAUCGUGAACCAACAUUUGUUGAGUGGGCUGAUGCUGUUGGGCUGAGUUCCGGGGCAUUGCAAUCAGAAGUACUAUCUGGGAAGAGAAGCCGGGAAAAAUUGAUCUAUGCUAACUUACGUAUGGUUGUAUAUAUAGCCAAACAGUACCAGAACCGUGGCCUCAGUCUUAAGGACUUAUUACAGGAAGGAAGUGUGGGGCUAAUGAAGAGUGUGGAGAAGUUCAAACCCCAAGCUGGUUGUCGGUUCCCUAGUUAUGCAUAUUGGUGGAUAAGGCAAGCAAUUAGGAAGGCCAUCUUUCAACAUUCAAAGACCAUACGUGUGCCGGAGAAUAUGUAUAGCCUCCAUGCCAAGGUCUUGGAAGCUAGAAGAUUAUUUAUCCAAGAAGGGCAUCAUCAGCCCACUACAGAAGAACUGGCGCUCCGUGUGGGAAUUACAGUUGAGAAACUGCGAAACUUGCUAGUUAUGAUGAGACAUCCUCUUUCGAUGCAACAACCAGUGUGGGCAGAUCAAGAUACCACUUUUCAGGAGGUCACUGCAGACACUAAAAUUGAAAAGCCUGAUGUUUUUGCAGAAAAGGAAAUGAUGAGGAAACAUAUACGUAGCCUUCUCUGUACUCUCGCUCCGAGAGAGGAACAAAUUAUCAAGCUGAGGUUUGGCAUUGGAUCAGGUUCUGGAAAAGGGUGUUCAUUAUCUGAGAUCGGAGUUAUGUUCGGUUUAUCCAAGGAAAGGGUCCGACAAUUAGAAAGUCGAGCACUGGACAAGCUUAAGGAAUCACUCAAUAGCCAUGGCUUAAAAGCCUAUACAGAUCUACUUUUGUAAAGCGAUUGGGCCUUUCGUCACCAUGUCGAUCCUUUUGCUUCUUAGUCUUCAUGUAAAUCAUGGUUAAAAUUUUACUGAUUAUUUUGCUACCAUUGUUGGUAAAUGGGUUUUCAUGUAAAUUAGACGUAAUCUUUGUAUCUAAUUUUUGCUUACAGAGUGUACAUAAAGUAAUCAACUACCUAUGUUUACCAAACUAUCUAUACCAUAUUAUAUUUCAUU